AUGGGGGAUAGGCGAGGUAAGCCGAUUGGCCAGAGGAGUUUGCCAGGGGGUGAGCCCGGCGACCGAGUUAUCGGGUGCGGGGUGAGGAGUCAGGGGCCUCCAGCUUUCGCCGGUACCAGCUUCUCCCUGCUUGGUUCGUAUGCUCCUAGGCAGCGUUCAUCUCAAAUCUCUGAAUUCCUCAAUUUCUCAGGAACGGAAGCCAUCUAA
This is a messenger RNA of Venustampulla echinocandica, 207 nucleotides long. RefSeq lists its product as uncharacterized. NCBI's taxonomy places the organism in Eukaryota, Fungi, Ascomycota, Leotiomycetes, Helotiales, Pleuroascaceae. The record is from RefSeq and is a predicted model, not a curated record. The transcript has 2 exons. Bases 1 to 207 code for a protein of 68 amino acids.